GCAUCUAAAGAGCAGAAAUGCUAUUGAAUGUUGUUGUUUCCGUAUUGUCACUUCGAAACGAAGGGUUGCUGAUCGCUGUGUUCAACCGGAGUACGAAGUAAAAUUGGAGGCCUUUCUGUUUAUUUGUUUAAAAAAAAAGAAAAACACUGAAAGGUUUCUGCUAAUAUGUUGCGUAAGCGUCCUGUUAAUCCAUCUGAAGAGAAUAAUUUUAAACCUACUGCCCCUGAAAAGACAAAACCUAAUACCAAAUCAAGAACUUUCAUUUUUAUUCUACUACUUCUCAUUAUUUUUGUUUUGUAUGUUGUAAUACCAUUAUCUGUUUAUACAUGUCCUACAGUGAGACGUCAUGCUGUCUUCCUAAACUAUGUGAGUUUAUCACGCCAAAAAAAUCUUUCAUUGCCUUCAGAAAGCGGAUUAAAAUGCACCAAAAAUUUUUACAUUAAGACUGGAGAUGAGAUAAAAGUAGGUGUAUGGCAUGUACCACCACAGUCGGUUCUCUCUAAGUGCAAAGAUUUGCUACCGGAUACUGUUGCAUUUAAAGAUAACCGUCCUGUCUUUUUGUACCUGCAUGGCAAUGCAGGAACUAGAGCUGGUCAUCAUAGGGUUGAAUUGUAUAAACUCCUGAGUGAAAAAGUGGAUGCACAUGUUCUAGCUUUUGAUUAUCGUGGCUUUGGAGAUUCAAGUAAUGUCUCACCAACUGAAGAUGGAGUUGUUGAAGAUACUAUGCAAGUUUACAACUGGUUAUUACAACGAGUUAAUGCAUCUCGCAUUUUUGUUUGGGGGCAUUCUUUGGGUACAGGAGUUGGAGUUGCCUUUUUAGAAAGGAUGUCUGAUUCUCCUAAUAAACCAGCAGCUCUAAUUCUUGAAGCUCCAUUCACUAGAAUCAUUGAUGCAGCCCGUCAUCAUCCCCUUUCCAUUUUUCAUCGUUACAUGCCAUUUUUCGAUAUCUUUAUUGCCCAACCAAUUGGAGAUAAAGAGACUGGCUUCAACAGCAUUGACCGGAUUGAUAGAGUGAAAUGUCCUUUACUAAUACUUCAUGCAGAAGAUGAUGGAUUUGUACCUUUCGACCAUGGGAAAAAACUAUACGAUGUAGCUGUAGUUGCUAGAAAAACUUCUCCUUCUCAUGAAACUCAGUUUGUUGGUUUUGACAAGAAACUCGAUCUUGGGCACAAAGACAUUUACAAGAGCCCAGAUUUGCCAAAGAUCAUUACGAAUUUUAUAAAAUCUAUAGAUUCUGGUUUAGUUUAAUUUUAAAUGUAAUUUUUACUUUUUUUUAUAUUAGUUAUUUUAGAAAAUAUUAUUUAUUUGUAUUUUAUGUAUGGUUUAAAAAUAAUUUGUUACAUAUUUAUGAUGCAUAUAUAUUGUUUUUUUAAAAUGUUUUGUUUAUAAUUUAAAUAAUUUUUUUAUUUUGUUGGCAGAAGAAAAUAAAUUUAACUGCCUUAUUAUUAUUUUUUUUAAUGCAGUGCAUUUGAAAUUGAUUCUCAUCAGUAAAUGUUUAAAAAUGUUUUCAUCCUUAGAUUCUUAUAUAUGUAUAUAUGCAUGUUAGGAUUUGUUAAGAAUAAAAGAUUUUGUGGAAAAUAUUAUGAUAAAAGGAGAGGAAUCUUUUAAAAAUAUAUAUGAUGGUGGUGUUACUCUUUUCUUCUAGUUUUAUUUGAAAUCAAGUUAAUUAUUUUUUUAAAUUUAAACAAAUCGGUUUAAAGGAAAUAUGCAUGUUAUAGUUUAUUAUUUGACAUAAAUUUUAGAAUUGUUUCAUUAAAAAAAUUCUGUUAAUUCGUUUAAUAUAGAAAAGAGUAUAAUCUAAAUUGUUUAUAAUACUAAGAUAAAUUGUUAACUGAAAAAAUAAUUAAAUUUUAAUUAUUUAAAAAUUUUAUAUUUAAAAAUUUAAAAUAAUAUCCUUAAUUCCGUAUGAACAAAGAUGUUACUUAUUAUGAUGUUAUUGAAAAAUGCAAUAUAAUUAAUACUUAAAAUAUAUGCCUUAAUAUUAUAAUAUCAAACUGGAAUUUAUGAUGUAACAUAUUAUUCAUAUGGUGAAAUACUGUGAUACAAGUUACUAGUAUUGAAAAAAGUUACUAGUAGAAUUUCUUGCUUUAGUACUAAAGUGUGAUGUUUUUAACAUUUUAUAAAAGCACAUUCCUUUUCUAGAUAUCUUUUAAGAACCCAAAUAUAUGCUUUUAUGCAUUAAAAAUAGAAUUUGAAAAUGUUGUUGCCAUUUUAUUGAUAAUAGUGAAAUCUCUAUUGAAAAUGAUAGAUUUUUGUGUUUCUAUUUUUUUAUAUUUUUCUACAAUAUGUAGGUCACUAUUUAUAAUAAGAUUAUUUUAUGUGUUUGAAGAGUUAAGUAUGAUUUGGAAUCAAAUUAUAAGUAUGCAUUAUGUUUUAAUUAAUAUAUGUAUUUC
Messenger RNA from Argiope bruennichi, 2393 nucleotides. RefSeq names its product lysophosphatidylserine lipase ABHD12-like. Gene Ontology annotation, biological process: phosphatidylserine catabolic process; monoacylglycerol catabolic process. Gene Ontology annotation, cellular component: endoplasmic reticulum membrane. Gene Ontology annotation, molecular function: phosphatidylcholine lysophospholipase A1 activity; monoacylglycerol lipase activity. The transcript has 3 exons. NCBI's taxonomy places the organism in Eukaryota, Metazoa, Arthropoda, Arachnida, Araneae, Araneidae. Bases 166 to 1248 code for a protein of 360 amino acids. The record is from RefSeq and is a predicted model, not a curated record.